This is a messenger RNA of Pistacia vera, 1468 nucleotides long. RefSeq names its product protein TRANSPARENT TESTA 9-like. Gene Ontology annotation, cellular component: late endosome; endolysosome membrane. The coding region runs from base 125 to 1468 and encodes 447 amino acids. The transcript is spliced from 12 exons. The record is from RefSeq and is a predicted model, not a curated record. Gene Ontology annotation, biological process: regulation of autophagosome maturation; endosome to lysosome transport; endosomal transport. NCBI's taxonomy places the organism in Eukaryota, Viridiplantae, Streptophyta, Magnoliopsida, Sapindales, Anacardiaceae.
AACAAAGAAACAGAAAGUUUUUCUGAUCACGAUUUCGAAUUGGUAAAGUUUUUGUGUUUGAAGAAGAAUGAAUUGUAAUUUAAAAUUUUGCGAGCUCAAUUUAGGGAUUUAAUCGUUCACAAUCAUGUGGUUUCCCUUCUGGAGAUCCAGAGAUCGAUUCUCCUUGGAAGAACUCAGAUAUUUAACUGAUCAGCUGCAGAAAGUUCAAAUUGUUAAUCAGGUUAACAAGGAUUUUGUUAUCGAGGCUUUGAGAUCAAUUGCGGAGUUGUUAACAUACGGGGACCAGCAUGACUCGGCUUUUUUCGAAUUUUUCAUGGAGAAGCAAGUCAUGGGGGAGUUUGUUCGUAUACUAAAAGUUAGCAGAACUGUGACUGUUUCACUUCAAUUAUUGCAGACAAUGAGCAUUAUGAUCCAGAAUUUAAAGAAUGAACAUGCUAUUUAUUACAUGUUUAGUAAUGAACAUAUCAAUUACUUAAUUACGUAUUCAUUUGACUUCCGCAAUGAAGAGCUGUUGUCAUACUACAUAUCUUUUUUAAGAGCAACAAGUGGAAAGCUAAACAAGAAUACAAUAUCUUUGCUUGUGAAGACUCAAAAUGAGGAAGUAGUUUCUUUUCCACUGUAUACUGAGGCAAUACGGUUUGCUUUCCAUGAAGAGAACAUGGUUCGCACUGCAGUACGUGCCCUAACACUUAAUGUAUAUCAUGUUGGAGAUGAAAGUGUCAACCGAUAUAUCACUAGUGCUCCACAUGCAGAUUAUUUUUCAAAUUUGAUUUCAUUUUUUGGGAAGCAGUGCAAUGGUUUAAAUAAAUUAGUCUCACAAAGUCUUAAAAACCCAUCCCCAGAUUCAACGUCUAUAAUUCUUGCUGCUGUGGAUGAAAUUGAGGACAAUCUUUACUAUUUUAGUGAUAUUAUUUCUGCUGGAAUCCCUGACGUUGGAAAGUUAAUAACAGAUCACAUGUUGCAACUUUUGAUACUUCCAUUGCUGCUCCCGUCUCUACGGAUAAAUGCUGUUGAUGAAAAUGGCAUUGGUGCUGUCACUUGCUUGUAUCUACUUUGUUGCAUCUUGCGCAUUGUUAAAAUCAAAGAUUUGUCAAACAUGAUUGCUGCUGCUCUUUUCUGCUCACCAGAAGCCUACAUUCAGAAUUUUGAAACUAAACAGAAUGGGUAUAUGCCUGGUCAUGAUUUUGUUGGUGAAAGGCAACAGCAAGAUAAUAAUUGUCAGACUGAAGUGGACACUGAAGAUGCUAUAAAGAAGAAUAACUUUAGUUGUUCUGAUUUGACUUUGAGGGAGGCUUUGCUUUCUUAUAUUACUAGUGGAGAUGAUGUACACGUGUUGGGUUCUCUGAGUGUGCUGGCAACAUUAUUGCAAACAAAAGAAUUGGAUGAAUCAAUGCUAGAUGCCCUUGGCAUUCUUCCUCAGCGGAAACAACACAAGAAACUCUUGCUAGUAAGUUGUAGUGAAGAUUAA